AUGGAUCCUCCUGCGGGCUUUGUGCGAGCUUAGAAUCCAGCUGUCGCCGCCCCCAAGAGCCCAGGGUCCCCAGAGGGUGCGUAUUUCCGGACUGCCCACCGCCCUGCUCACUUCGGUAGCAGCUGCCCGGGCAGAGUUCAGAACCACCCCACUGCUCCUUGGCUGUCCAGCCCCCAGUCGCCAGCCGAAAUGCCGGUCAAUUUCACCGGGUACUGGAAGAUGCUGUCCAACGAGAAUUUCGAGGAGUACCUGCGCGCUCUCGAUGUGAAUGUGGCCUUGCGCAAGAUCGCCAACUUGCUAAAGCCAGACAAAGAGAUCGAACAGGAAGGCGAUCAUAUGAUCAUCCGGACGCUGAGUACUUUUAGGAACUACAUCAUGGACUUCCAUAUCGGGAAGGAGUUUGAAGAGGAUCUGACAGGCAUAGAUGACCGCAAGUGCAUGACCACGGUGAACUGGGAUGGGGACAAGAUCGAGUGCGUGCAGAAGGGUGAGAAAGAGGGGCGCGGCUGGACCCAGUGGAUCGAGGGCGACGAACUGCACCUGGAAAUGAGAGUGCAAGGUGUAGUCUGCAAGCAAGUGUUCAAGAAGGUACAGUGA
Messenger RNA from Chrysochloris asiatica (Cape golden mole), 597 nucleotides. RefSeq names its product retinol binding protein 1, cellular (gene RBP1). Gene Ontology annotation, biological process: vitamin A metabolic process; retinoic acid biosynthetic process; fatty acid transport. Gene Ontology annotation, molecular function: fatty acid binding. The record is from RefSeq and is a predicted model, not a curated record. Lineage: Eukaryota; Metazoa; Chordata; Mammalia; Afrosoricida; Chrysochloridae. Gene Ontology annotation, cellular component: nucleus; cytosol.